Molecule: messenger RNA, 3992 nt
Organism: Centruroides sculpturatus (bark scorpion)
Lineage: Eukaryota; Metazoa; Arthropoda; Arachnida; Scorpiones; Buthidae
Product: ES1 protein homolog, mitochondrial-like
Exons: 8
Coding region: 50-802 (250 amino acids)
Cellular component (GO): mitochondrion
Source: RefSeq, a predicted model, not a curated record
CGGGAGAUAACGUAGCAGACGAUUUUCAACCUUGACCGCAACAUCCGCCAUGUUUGCUUCGUCGGUGAUUCUUUCGAAGAGAUUUUUCUCUGUUUCUGCAACAAGAAAUGGCCCGAAAGUAGCUGUGGUUUUAUCAGGUAAUGGUGUUUUUGAUGGAAGUGAAAUACACGAAUCAAGUGCUGUCUUAUCACAUUUAACACGAGGAAAAGCAGAACCUCUUAUUUAUGCUCCUGAUGUAAAUCAGUUUCACGUAGUUAAUCAUUGUGUUGGCGAACCAAAUACAGCUGAUACAAGGAAUGUUUUAGUUGAAUCAGCAAGAAUUGCUAGGGGAAAAAUCAAGGCUUUAAGUGAAUUGAAAGCUUCUGAUCAUGAUGCUAUAGUAUUUCCUGGUGGAUUUGGAGCAGCAAAAAAUUUAUCAACUUUUGCCGUUGAUGGUGCAAAUUGUAAAGUUAUUCCAGAAGUAGCUCGUGUUAUAAAAGAAUUUCAUGCAUCCAAGAAGCCACUUGCAUUUUGCUGCAUUGCUCCUACUCUAGCAGCCAGAGUUCUAGGAAAAGUAGAGAUCACAUUAGGGCAAGAUAAAGAUGACGGUUCUGGAAAAUGGCCCUAUUGCGGAGCUGUCGAAGCCGUGAAAUCAUGGGGUGCUAUACAUCAUAAUACCAAUGUUGAUGGUGUCAUUGUCGACAAGAAUAACUUGGUGGUCACCACUCCUGCCUUUAUGUAUGAUACGCCGAAUUUCCACGAGAUUUAUGAUGGAGUUGGCAAAAUGAUUCUAGCACUUCUUCAUUUGUUAGGAAGCAAAUAAAUGCAGAAAAAUUGGAAUAUUUUGACAAAAGACUUUACACGAGAUAUAGUAUAUGUAAUAUUUACAAAAAUUGAAUUUUUCAACAAAAAUUAGGCCAAAAAAUAAUUACAACAAUAAAAAUUAUCAUAAUAAGCCCUUGUUCCUAUUUUAAAAGUCUUUUGUUAUGGGUAAGUUAAUUUCUUAAUGAUAUAUUUAAUAAGAAUGUGUUUCAAAGCAUCCUUUUUUUUUGUCACAGUAUAUGAUGAUUUAUGAUUGAAAAUUUCAUCUCUCUUUUAUGAAGGUUUGCAAACCUCAAUUAUGUUUUCUGUGGUGUUCAUUUGUAUGAAAUUACUUGAAACAGUUUUUGAUUAUUAAAAGUUAUUUUUGCUUAUUCAGUUUUAAUUAUAGAUGAAUUUUCAAUUAUUGGAUAACUGAUAUAUCAAUUAUUUUUGUAAUCAUUUCUUGGAAUUAAUAAGCAAACAAAUUAGUAUGUAUUUAAAUUCAAUUAUUGAUGAAUUAAUAGUAAUAUUUAUCAUAAUAUAAAUAUAUUGUGUAUGCUUUUAAGAAUAUUUUUUUUAAACAUUUUAAAAGACAUUUCUAAACAUUGAAGGACUAUGGAAAACUUCUUUAAAGAUUUAUUGUGUUUCUAUCAAUUAAAAAAUUAUAAAGUUUUCAUUCCUUUGAUACUUGCUAUUGAAAAAUAUAAUAAUCUACUUUAUUCUAUUUUUAUGUUAUAUAUAUAUAUAUAUAUUAUUAAGAACUACUGUGUUCUGUUAAUAGGAGAAAAAACAAACAGUUCUAGUUAUGCUCACUUCCUGUUUAGUAUCUUCUAUCAUUGCUGUUUUGCAAUGUUUGAUCUCUAAACAAUUAACCGUAGCCCAUUGGAAAGUUUUUAUUCUAACUUAGAAGUAAUUUUUUUACCUUUAUCCUAGUCUAUAGAGUUCUUUGUACUGUUGAAGAACCUAUAGAAAUUACUGUAUUCGCAUACAAUAAACACAUCGGUUACAACAGGCUGCAAGUGUGUUUGACUCAUUUCAGUAGCAAUAGUUAAAGGUGUUGCCUCAAAGUUGAUUAAGACCUUUAAAUGUGAAAGCAGCUUGAAUGCACUCAUCAUUUUAUAAGGAGGGAAACAGCAAAAGGAACCUACUUACCUAUUAUAAUGAAGUCCUUGUCCUCCUAGUGUCAACUGUGUAUUUUUGAGUAUUUGCUUAAUUUUUUGGAAGAUUUAAAUCUUUGUAUAAAUUAGCACAGCACUACAGGAUUCUUUGGCAUAUCAUGAAAGGCUAAACAUUGAUUUCUAUUGGAGAUAGCAGAGCAUUGAGGAAAUAAAUCAUACAAACACUAUGAAAACUCCAGAAAAAUUUUAAUCAAAAAUAUUUUCAAACCAGUUUAAUGGUUCAGCUUCAGUUGCUUACUACUAUGUUUGAAUAAAGGACUGAAUUCUUAAGAUAUUUGUAUGAUUUGUUUUGUAUAACUUUCCAAUUAUGUGUGGUUAUUGAUUGAGAGCAUUGAGAUAUAAAUAUACCAUCCAAUUGUUGUGUAUUAUCUUUUUUGUAUAGUAUAGGCAGAUGUACUAUCAAAAAGUAUAUUAAAUGUGUUGUGUCUUUGGAUUUCUAAGUUUAAGCAACAGUUCUCACACAGCUUAAUAAAAUAUAAAAUCAUGUCCAAGUUAACACUAUUUUAAUUUACUAUUAAAAUUAUUAAGUAAUGUAUUAACUCAUGUUUCUAAUUUCAUAUAUUGUUUUACUGAAUAUUAAAUAAGCAUGAUAUAAAGCAAUUUGUUAUAGCUGAUGUGUUUAUUGUAAAUGGUUACAGCAACUUAUACAGGUUCUUUCACAGUACAUAGAACUCUAUAGAGUAGGCUAAAAGUAAAGUUAGAAAAAUUAUUUCCCAACAAGCUGUAGGUACAGUACUUGUUUAGAGAUCAUACACACCAUAAAAUGUGAUGAAAUAGCAAUGAUAGAAUAGAAGAAAACAGGAAGUCAAGCAUACCUAGAACACAACCUAGCAAUGAAAUCUGCAACUGUUUCUUUUUCUUCCUAUUAAUUUACACAAGACCAAAACAUUAUCAUUUUACAAAUUCAGAUACAAUAACUCUUGUAUGUGACAGAGUAAUGAGUCAAAACUUUUCAGCUGUUCAUUUAAAAUAUAGCACUUUUUAAAUAAUGUAUUUUACAUGCACGUAAAAUACAUUUAUUUGCCAAUUAUAAUGAACUGGAAGAACUUUAGAGCUGAAAACUAUUAAUAUAUUGAUCAUGCGUUAAAGCAUAACAUCACUCUACAGUUGCUUUUUAAUCAGCAUCAAACAGUUUUGAAUAUAAAAUGCACUUCUCUGAUUUGACAAUAUGCAAAUAUAGGCCACAGGUUUCCAUUUCUAUUCAAUUUCAGUUUUGAAUAUUUGUCCCUGCAAAAGAAAGAUUUAUACAAGAUAAACAAUUUUUUCCCUUAACCUCUUCUAUUUAUAUCUAGAAAGCUAAUUUAAAACUUUUUGCAUAUAUUAAGUGAAUUGUUAAAAGAAGUCAGUUUUCCUUCAAGCUGCAAUAUUAUUAUUAUCUAAAAAUUGCUUUUUGUUGUGUUACAAGACUUUAUUUUAUCUAGUAUUGUUGUUUUAUUAUUUGCAAUAUUUUGAAACAUAUUUCAUUAAAUUAUGUUUUCAGAAUACUACUUUUAGCAUUAAGUUCAUCAUUAUGUAAUAGAUCUGUAAAUAUUUUAAAUUCUUUUUUAAAAUCAAUAGACGCUUAUUUCAAAGUAUGUUAUAUAACAGUUGAAAAACUGUAGAUUUAUUUUCUCAAAUUCCAUUUUUAGAGAAAUACAACCUGUUUGUUACAGGUAACAGUUUUUUUUUUUCUAUUCAAAAAACUAAAAGUUGUUUUAUCAGAUUAGAUUUACCAGAAAUAGUAUAUUAAUAUUGUUAUAACACAUAAAAUGCAAUAAAAUUUAAUUUUUAUCUGUAUUUUCAUCCUAAGAUAAUAUGAAAGGAAACUAGUUACAGAAACAGUGUAAAUCCAGUACAAAUACAGGUAUGUGGUAUUGUGCUGCUUAUUCAUUCAUCCUUGUAUUUUGUUAUAUUUUUGGAAACUUUUAAACCAAUGUAUGACAACUGGAAGAACUUUGAGACAAUUUUGUAAGCCAACAAAUAACAGAUGCCUUGCAGUUAAGUGCAAUACAUAAUUGUAAUAAAUAGAUUUAAUAAAAACACUAAUAUAUUAAA